Molecule: messenger RNA, 3485 nt
Organism: Cynoglossus semilaevis (tongue sole)
Lineage: Eukaryota; Metazoa; Chordata; Actinopteri; Pleuronectiformes; Cynoglossidae
Gene: dhx58
Product: DEXH (Asp-Glu-X-His) box polypeptide 58
Exons: 12
Coding region: 243-2273 (676 amino acids)
Biological process (GO): cytoplasmic pattern recognition receptor signaling pathway; negative regulation of RIG-I signaling pathway; antiviral innate immune response
Cellular component (GO): cytoplasm
Molecular function (GO): double-stranded RNA binding; DNA binding; single-stranded RNA binding
Source: RefSeq, a predicted model, not a curated record
UUAUAUAUCUUUUAUUUAUCAUUCAGCACACGACGUUAUGUUAGAGGCAUUUCUAUGAAAGUAAUCGUGCCUUCUUCGAAAAAUUACCUGCUUCCUGCUCACGAGCCUCGGCUGCAUCAGUUCACUUUCGUUUUUCCUCUGACAGCUGAUCGCAACACAGUUUAAAACCCCACCGGCAGCACUCAGCUGGGCUGAAGCUGAACGCACGGCUGACUGAAUUCUCUCGCCAGAAUUCAGUGACAAUGGCUGACCUUGGACUGCGUCCCUAUCAGCAAGAAGUGGUUGAACGUGCUCUCCAGGGGGAGAACGUCAUAAUCUGGUUGCCAACAGGAGCAGGAAAGACUCGAGCUGCUGUAUAUGUUGCCAAAAGACACCUGGAAAGCAGAGCUCAGGCCAAAGUAGCCAUCAUCGCGAACAGGGUCCACCUUGUAGAACAGCAUUUCAAAGAGUGUCAGCUUCACCUCGGCCAUAACUACACUCUGACUCCUAUCAGUGGAGACAGCGUGGAGAAGGACUUCUUUGGAAAAGUGGUGGAGGACUCACACUUGGUCAUCUGCACAGCUCAGAUCUUAUACAAUGCGAUGAUCAGCGCAGAAGACCUCAAACACAUCGACCUCUCAGACAUUUCUCUGCUGAUAAUUGAUGAGUGCCACCACACCAACAAGGAAUCGGUCUACAACCAGAUUAUGAGAUGCUAUGUGGAAAAGAAGUUGGAAGGAAAACGUCCACUGCCGCAGAUCCUGGGUCUCACUGCAUCCCCAGGAGCAGGAGGAGCAAAGAGCCUGGAAAACGCUGUGAACCACGUCCUGCAGAUUUGUGCCAAUCUGGACUCGGCCAUAGUUUCAAGCAAAACCUUUGCCCUUGACCUCAAGAAGACAGUGCCCAGACCCACGAAGACAUUUGACAUAGUUGAGAAAAGGCCUGAGGAUCCAUUUGGGGAUCUUCUGAUUGUGAUGAUGCAGAAGAUCCAUGACUACAUGAUCGCACCUCCAGACCUAGCCCUGAGUGUGUGUGGCACGCAAGAGUAUGAGGCAAAAGUGGUGAUUUUAGAGCAGACAGGCGUAAAAGAGAACAACAGAGUGCUCGCCCAGUGUGCACUUCAUCUCAGGAAGUACAACGACGCCCUGCUCAUCAACGACACCCUGCAAAUGAUGGAUGCCUAUCACUCUCUGGAAGGAUUCUACAUAGAAAAGGCCCUGUCGGUCAUUGAUGAUACAGAUGUCUUCCUGAUAAAACUUUUCCGUGAGAAUCGUGUUCCUUUAAAGAAACUUGCUGAGAAUUCCCGCUACGAGAACCCAAAGAUGGCCAAACUUGAGGACGUUCUCCUCAAACAGUUCGGUUCAGACAUGUCGUCCAAGGCGAUCCUCUUCAGUAAGACGUGUAAAAGCACACACUGCCUCAAAGACUGGAUCCACAACAACACAGCCUUGCAGGAAGCCGGCAUCAAGGCAUCGGUGAUGAUCGGCAGCUCUUGCAUGACGCAGAAAGAGCGGGAUGUUAUUAUCUCGAAUUUCCGCCAAGGAACUAUCAACCUGCUGGUCUCCACCAGUGUGACAGAAGAAGGUCUCGACAUUCCUGACUGCAACCUGGUAGUGCGCUACGGCCUGCUGACAAAUGAGAUAGCGCAGCUGCAGGCCAGUGGCCGUGCCCGGGCUCCGAACAGUCAAUAUUCUGUGGUCGCAUUGAAAGGUGGGAAAGAGGUGCGCAGAGAGCACAUCAAUGAAUACCUGGAAGACCUGAGUGCCAAAGCAAUCGCUCAAGUCCAAAAUAUGAGCACCGUGGACUUUCACAAAAAAAUAGCUAGUCUACAAAGAGAGGCGAUGUUGAUGAGGAGAACCUUAGAAAACUUAAGAAUGACCGAGAAGAGCCGCAACGCCGCCUCAAGCAUCCAGCUCCUGUGCCGGAACUGUUUUGAGCCUGUGGCCUUCGGCAGCGACAUUAAAUUAAUUGAAAAUUCACUCUAUGUUAAUGUGAAUCCGGACUUCAAGAGACACUACAAAGUUGGAGCUAAGGUGCCGCUGCCAAAGAGUUUCACGGACUGGGAGCCUGGGUGCACCAUCAGCUGUGGUAACGGCAACUGCAACAAGGACUGGGGAUUUGAGAUUAAGUACAAGAAGAUUGCGCUGCUGCCCAAUUUAGCCAUAAGCAACUUUGCCCUGGAGACGAGCAACGGCAGGGUUACUAAGAAGAAAUGGAAGAAUGUUCCUUUCGUUGUUGAAAACUUCAGCUUUGAACAAUACUGUCAGGACAACUUCCCAGAUAUCUUGGACUGAGGAAGCGGUCAAAGAAACGAGAGACAACUCCAUCAGGUCCACAGUUUUCCAAAAUAAUAUCUUUGCUUACUCUCCAGGUAACCUUUGAGUCACGUUUAAGGCAUUUUAUAAACUAUCUUCUGUGGUAGAAAAUUGACUUGACUUAACAUGUUCUUUAACCCCGAUGAAAUGUGUUUUAGGGAUUUUUAACAGGGAAAUAUUGGACCUACUGUAUCUUUAACUACGUCUGGGAGAUUUUUUUCUGAGUUGGAUUUGAAUAAUGUUUGAUCCACUUUGCUGAACUACAGGCUAACCUACAUAUUUAAUCAAAAUGAAUCUGAGCAGGUUUUAAUUUUUUAACUGGGGGCAUAUUGUGCUUCUUUUUUUUUUUCUUUUUUUUUUUUAGAUUUUUGUGGGUACUAAAUGAACAAUUUCUGGAAUCAGGUUUAACCCAAAGUUUUUGUGUGUGAUGUGUUUGGCCCUAAUUUUUCACCAGCGCUUGGACUAUUUUUAAUUGUGUCCUUUGACCAAAGGAUAAGGAAAACAAGAAGUUUUGCUUUGAGCGUCCUGUUGAUUAUUGACACUAUAUAAUAUAUUGUAUGUAAACCCCCCCCCCCACAUAAUGCUAACUUAUAUAUGCUGCGGGGCCAAUGAGUGAACAGUGUACUAAAGAAACUCAUUACACGCUGAUCAUGCUUGAAAUUAGUACGACAUCUUUAUUCAUGCCAACGGUUCUGGCUCCCUCCGUACCAUCAUGUGUGUAUUUUCCAAGAUCGGCAGUGAGCUGAAAAUCAGGUCUGCUGUUACAUGAACUUUAACCAGCACCGACACUUUACAUAUUAUUAUUUACUAUUGUUUUAAAACUACAGUUUUAGCUGUUGUAGACAAGAAGUUUACCUGCUAUCAUUGGCCAAAACUCUUAUCUUGUUGAGAUAUUUUGUGUCAAAUUCUAUUUGCAAUUAAUUUUUUUUUUAAAAAUAUUGCUUUUAAAUUCAAAUACAUGCUCAUCUAUCAAUUUACUGUAACUGAAAUCAACGUGAAGUAUGGACCUUUGUUAACCACUAGGUGUCAGUGUUGAUCAGGUUUUUAAGCCAUCUCUGCAGGGACGGUCUCACAGUUAAAAGCCCUGGGAAAUCAGUACUGGUCUGUGACGGGGUAAAAAAAAAAGUUUCCAUGCUGUUGAAUGCUCUUCGUAUCCAAAAAUAAUGACAAAUAAAAAACGUUGUAAAAUGU